GAGUCCGAGAUCUUCAAGCUGAAGCAGGAGCGAACUGAGAUGUGCAUUAAAAUGAGCAGACUGGAACAGUCGAAGAUCUCCACUAACAUUCCACAGUCUCUCGUCCCAAUGUUAGCCGACGCCAUGGCGCACGGCGUCAAUCCGUCGGCCCUAAGCGAAGCCAACAGACCUCUUGCCGCUAACAAGUUCCCCGUGCGACCAGCAGCUAAACCCACUCCAGCACGCUCACUGGCGGCCACCGCCAAAAACACUCCAACAGCCACUGCCGCGCCGAAGACGGCAACACCAACAUCAGCCCAGAAAGUGGCAACUCCGACAGCCAAACCCGUUACAGCCACUUUGCCUGUAACGGCCACUGCCGGGCAGAAAUUCCUCAUCCAGCAGAAAACAGCGGAUGGAAAAGUCGUCUCAUUCCUUGCCUCGGUGGCACCGAGUAACGGCAACACACCGACCACUGGCACCACUACCGCCGCGCCAGCGACAGCAGAAAAGACCGACAAUGAGCCAUCUACCAGCGCGGCUGGGGACGCUGAAGCCAGCAGCAGUGCUGCACCCGCGCAGACAACAUCGGCGGAUACCGAGCAGAUCUCACCCGAAUCUCCGCCACCGGAAGCGGCCACCAUCAGCACCGCAGCCACGUAGACUGUACCGUGGCCCAGUUGCGCAGUCACUGAUCCAUUUAUGGAAAUCUCAGCGAAAAACUGCAUGCUGAACUGAUUGGAAUGGACAGCCUGACUGUAUCCUUUGCUUCCACGUCUUGUUGAAUAAUGUUUGCAUCUUCUUUUACUUCUUCGUUAGGUUCCUUAACAGGCGAAGUUCUACCACCAUAACAGAAAAAUACACGUUUGAUUUCGGUUGUUGGUUCUUAAUUUUUCGAUGCGCCAAUGUGUAUAUAGUUCUGUACGUCAUGUUUUAUUUCCUUUUUUCCUGGUUUCUGAUUUAUGGUCGCGUCAUGUGACAAAUAUGAGCGACAUCGAUAUCAGCAUCUCAAAAUUACCGGAAUAAUGAGUCCUGGGUACUUC
Paramacrobiotus metropolitanus is the source of this 1022-nucleotide messenger RNA. Its product is annotated as transcriptional regulatory protein AlgP-like. Bases 40 to 642 code for a protein of 200 amino acids. The transcript is spliced from 4 exons. The record is from RefSeq and is a predicted model, not a curated record. Lineage: Eukaryota; Metazoa; Tardigrada; Eutardigrada; Parachela; Macrobiotidae.